GGAAUCUAUAACAUUUUGAAUCAAACAACAAAGAAGAACCAUGAUGCAGCAUCACCCAAACAUACCUGUGAGAAUUAUCAUGGAUAUGACACAAAACACAAGGUGUAACCUAAUGCCAAGCCUUUUCAACAUCAGAUGGCACAAUAUAUACUGGCAGGAAGCCAAGCUCUCUCAAGAUACUACUGUUUUUCUUUACUCGGCCAUCUAUGACAACAGAAAACAUACUGAUGUGCGACCAUGUGUGCGGAUAGUGAGUGUGAGCAGUUCAACAUGCCUGCCGCCUGCCUACUGUCACUUGUGGUUCAAUGUUACAAAACCCCCUGUACUUCGAGAAUUAUCAAAACUGAAUACAUAGACUACCAGUGGAUGGACAGGUCACGUGAAAUGAUGUACUUAUUGACAUGUCGCAUUCCUCCUAGUAUGGGCUCCAUCAAGCCAGAGGCAGUCUCUGUUGUCCACACUCCCUGCCAUACUGCCACUAACCUUUUACAUGUAAAUAUUUCAUCCAAUGUAAAUGAGACACUUAUGUAACUUUAAAAACUUCAUUAUGGAAAUGAUUUUUCUACCAUGGGCUUCAUUAAUCUAGUAUACAUAAUUGCAGAAAAAUAGAACUAUGUAGUAUCAUAGAGGUCAUUUGUAGUGUAGACUGGGUGCACAAAAUAGUUUACAUCUGACAGCUGUAUCCUGAUGACUUACAAUCAGUUGGAGAUAUUGAAGCUGUAAGUCAGUGCUGCUAAACUUACUAGGUACUGUGAAGAAGAUACCAAUACACUACUGCCACAUCACAUUGUUAUGGCUGAAGGGGUGAGUUUUCCUGCCUUCAAGUACAGGUUACCAUAUUUUAUGGUGAACAAGAUGCUCCAGUUUUGACAGUGCCCUUCCCCUUCAAUUCUGAUUGGCUAAAUUUUGGAAAAAAAAAAGAUAAAUGUUACUUUAGCCUCCAGAAUGCUGAGAAAAUUUUCGAGAUUUAUUUUGUGGAAAAAAAAAAAAAGUAGCUUCAACACCAUAAAAUAUGGUAGCUAGUAC
Cherax quadricarinatus is the source of this 1026-nucleotide messenger RNA. NCBI's taxonomy places the organism in Eukaryota, Metazoa, Arthropoda, Malacostraca, Decapoda, Parastacidae. The record is from RefSeq and is a predicted model, not a curated record.